Gambusia affinis (western mosquitofish) is the source of this 1344-nucleotide messenger RNA. Its product is annotated as N-acetyllactosaminide beta-1,3-N-acetylglucosaminyltransferase 2. The coding region runs from base 1 to 1344 and encodes 447 amino acids. Gene Ontology annotation, molecular function: hexosyltransferase activity. The transcript has a single exon. The record is from RefSeq and is a predicted model, not a curated record. Gene Ontology annotation, cellular component: membrane. NCBI's taxonomy places the organism in Eukaryota, Metazoa, Chordata, Actinopteri, Cyprinodontiformes, Poeciliidae.
AUGGGAAAAUGCUGCAAAUGCAACGGGAGACUGCUAUGCAUGUGCUUGCUGCCAUGUAUGAUGACUGGACACCUUGUGAUUUACAUCAUGGUGACCAUAUUUGUCACCAUUUCUUACGCUCCUCCAAAAGUAAUCAUUCACUACAUUGCUCCAGGGAUUUCAGACAAUUCUUCCACGUUGGCCUCACACCCACUUGGUCCUUUCUGGAACCUUCGCCUGGAGGACAGUGCACUGUGGAAUCAGUUGCAGCACAGCUGGGACCGUCAGCACAAUCCAAUAUUAAGAGGAAACCUAACUGGGAUGCAAAAAAGCCCAAAAGGUCAGCCUUUUACUGAAAUUGAGGAUAAUUGUCUAUCAGACUGCAUGUCACAGAAGUGUUCAGUUCCUAGCGUGAAUGACUUCAACAGCAUGCCAGAGCAAAUUAAAGCAUUUAUCAGGUCAAUGCACUGCAGGAAGUACCCUCUUCUUAUCAACCAGCCUCGUAUGUGUCAGAGGAACAAUGAUACCACUGGGGUGGGGUCUCCAAUGCUCCUCAUCGCUAUCAAAUCACAAAUGGGGAACUUUGAAAACCGACAGGCCAUACGUGAAACAUGGGGACACAGCGGUCUGGUGAGGGGGGAGUUCAAUACAAAAGGGGGAUUAGUGCGCACGGUUUUCCUGCUCGGAAGGCAGGACUCAAGUACAGGUCCUUACCCAGACCUGAAGAACCUUCUGGAACUUGAGAACGAGAAGUACAGAGAUAUUCUGCAGUGGGAUUUCAGGGAUACGUUCUUCAAUUUGACCUUGAAGGACCUGCUGCUGUGGAGAUGGUUCAAGCAGUACUGCCCUACCGCCACUUUUGUCUUCAAAGGCGAUGAUGAUGUUUUUCUUCGGACUGAUGCCCUUCUCAGUUACCUGCAUAAAAAAAUGGAGGAGCACAAGCUUUGGAGAAUCUAUACUAAUGAAACAGACAUGAAUUUGUUUGUCGGCGAUGUGAUCAGCAAUGCCAUGCCGAACCGUGAGCCAUCCAUGAAAUACUACAUACCGGAAAGUUUUUACAAAGGUGUGUACCCACCUUAUGCUGGUGGAGGAGGGGUAGUGUAUUCAGGCUCACUUGCCUUACGUUUACAGGAGGUAUCUGAAAGGGUUCGCCUUUUCCCUAUUGAUGAUGUCUACCUUGGGAUGUGCCUAAACAGACUUGGGCUUUCUCCAAUCCACCACCCGGGUUUCUUAACAUUUGAUCUCUCCGCUACAGACAGAAACAAUCCGUGUGCAUACAGAUCUGUUCUACUCGUUCACAGACGGAAUCCAAAGGAAAUGCUGACCCUAUGGAAACAACUCCAGAGCCUGCCUGCUCAAUGCUGA